UAAACAAUUAAUACUAACUAAUCUAGACGAUUUUUAAAGUGGCAUCUGGGAUGAAAAGUUAAAGAUCAGCUUGGAUGGCCUGUGCAAGGAGAGCUGUCCUUUAUGAUGGCCUUGGUUGCACUACAUUGAUAGCCAUGCAGGGUGGCUCACUCCUUGGGAAAGUUUUUUUUUGUUUUGUUUUUUGUUGUUUUUAACUAACUUUGUAACCUUAUUAUGGCAUAGCAUCGCUAGGGGGGUGUCGUCCUAUUUUUGUAGUAGUUGGAGAGUCUCCUAGUGUAAGUGCAGCUGCAGCCAUUACAUCCGAGCAUGCUGCUCUCCGUGCAUCUGUUUAGAGAGACCAUACCAUCGUAACGGGCUGGUGCCGGUGACUACCUAACCCCGGCACAUAUAUGUACAAAUACGGGAGAGUUUUGGAGACCUGGCUUGCAUGGUCUUGUUCUGUUAAUGCUAAUGUUAAAGGUCUGUUGUUCUAUCUAACUAACUGUCUGGCUAACCUCCACACCACAUGCCCGCUGGACCUGCUAGCAGCUCCUGUCUCGUCAGACUGCCGUUACAGUAUGGCACCCGGACAUUAUUCUUAUUCUCUGGACCUUCAUUGUCACCCAGACCGACAGACCAGCAGUCCUUGUCUGCUGUGUGAGCCAAACGCGUUAAGAUUGAGUCACUGCAACCUCUCAGAGAGAAGCUGUGAUGCUCUGUCCUCAGUUCUCAACUCUGUUUCCUCUUGUCUGAAAGAGCUGGACCUCAGUAACAAUAACCUACAGGUCUCAGGAGCAAAGUUUCUGUCUGCUGCACUGCAGAGUCCACAUUGUACACUGGAAACACUCAGAUUGAGGAGCUGUGGUUUGUCAGAGAUCAGCUGUGAUUAUCUGGCAGCAGCGCUGAAGUCCAACCCCUCCCACCCGAGUGUGCUCGAUCUGAGUGGACAGUACAACAACCUGCAGGAUUCAGGAGUGAAGCAGCUGUGUGUUCUUCUGGAGAAUCCACGAUGUCGAUUUGAAACUCUGAGAUUGAGUUACUGUGGUUUGUCAGAGAACAGCUGUGACUAUCUGGCAGCAGCGCUGAAGUCCAACCCCACCCAUCUGAGAGAGCUGGACCUGAGGAGAAACUACAGCCUGCAGGAUCUAGAUGUGAAGCAGCUGUCUGAUCUUCAGGAGAGUCCAGACUACAGACUGGAGACUCUGAGGUGGAGCUGAUGAUGGUAAACAGGGCGGUGUGUGUGCUGAGAGAGGAGGAGCUGUGUCCUGAUGAUCCAGAGAGGUUGAAGCAGCAGCAGCUUGUGUGUAGAGACGCUCUGACUGGGCCA
Oreochromis niloticus (Nile tilapia) is the source of this 1306-nucleotide messenger RNA. RefSeq names its product NACHT, LRR and PYD domains-containing protein 1. NCBI's taxonomy places the organism in Eukaryota, Metazoa, Chordata, Actinopteri, Cichliformes, Cichlidae. The transcript is spliced from 5 exons. Bases 390 to 1196 code for a protein of 268 amino acids. The record is from RefSeq and is a predicted model, not a curated record. Gene Ontology annotation, molecular function: protein binding.